AGUGCCUGGCAUUUGCUACUCAACCGUUUUAGUUGUCGUGUCGCUCGCUCGCAUUUUUAAAUCCGUUUCGAAAUCGUUUGUUAACCCUUUGACUAACGUUGAGCAAUUUCCAUGGUUUUGUAUCGUUUCAGAGUUGAAAGCGACCAUGCGCGCAUGGCUUCUACUCCUCGCAGUGCUGGCGACUUUUCAACCGAUCGUUCAAGUUGCUAGCACCGAGGAUAUUACUUCGAGUUUCAUACAGGCGAUAUCCCCGUCAAUAAUAGAAGAGGAACUACAACAACAACAGCAGCAGCAAGACUUAUUUGAAUUGGCGAAGCAACGCGACACGCGUACAAUAUACAACAACAAUAAUAAUAAUAAAAACAAUAACAAUAGUGCGCAACAAUUAGUGGCGGCAAGCAGACAAUUAACGGCAAUAAGCCCUGUAAUCGAUAUAACUGCGUUAUCGGUGACAAAAAGAACACAAAGUGCAACAACAACAACAAAAGCAAAAACAGCGAUCGCUACGAUCUUUAGCUACAAUCGGCGCAGUGAUAGUGAUAAUUAUACAAAUAACGGUAAUCAUUUAAAUCAAUUUAGUGCAAAGGAUAUUAAAGCAAACGCAAGUGGUGCAACAAACAGUGACGCAACAACAGCAAUUGUUGUUGCAGUGCAAGAGAAGAAACAACAAAAAUUCAAUAAACAAAUUACAAAAACAAAUCAAAAGCACAACGAAGUGAACGAUAAGCAUAAUAGUUUAAUAGAAAUUACGCGAAGCAAAAACAACAGCAACAAUAACGCAGUGCAAGUGCAACAAUUAGCAAAUACUAGCGAUAAAACGAAAAGCGCGCCAACAACAACAGCAAAAAGUAGUAAAAAGCUUAAAGCAACAACAAGUGCAGUGUUAAGUGAACAAGUGGAAGCGGAAGCGAAAGAAGAAGAAGCAGAAAAAAGCGAAAUGGCUAUACAGGAGCAUAGAUUAGCGACAGCGCAGGAGCAUAGCAAGCGGCACAGAAAUCAUAAGAAGCAACAACAACAGCAUAGACAGCAGCAACAUAUGCAACAACAACUACAAGAUAUGCAACAGCAACACAGCGCGGAACAACACACAGCGUCGGCGCAUUUAGCGACGGCGGAGCGCUUGGCCGCUAGUGAGGCCACUACAACGACGCAUCUAGAAGCCGCUGAAAAGUUGGCACAAGAUGCCAGCCGCGCCGCCAACACUCCCGCUACAAGGACAAGCGCCUCCAGUGACGCAUCUACAGCGUCGGUUAGCGACGAUUUGGUCGCCAGCGACGACGAUGAAGGCGACAGCGAAAGCGAUGUCACAGAACCCGCCACAUACAGUAAUAAGGAGAUUAUCGGUGAAAAAUUGAAACCGGAUCCCUCGACGCUAGUCCAAAUCGAGAAUAGCCUGUUGUCGCUGUUCAAUAUGAAGAGGCCACCAAAAAUUGAUCGUUCGAAAAUCAUCAUACCCGAAGCGAUGAAACAAUUGUACGCGCAAAUUAUGGGUCACGAAUUGGAUAUGGAGACUAUACGUAGACCGAGUAUGCUGUCACGUUCGGCGAAUACAGUACGAAGUUUUACACAUAUUGAAAGUAAAAUUGACGAUCGAUUUCCGCAUCAUCAUCGGUUUCGCUUGUACUUCAACGUGAAGAGCAUACCCACCGAGGAGAAGUUGCGCGCUGCCGAUCUGCAGCUAUCACGUGAAGCCAUCAGCGAUGCAGUGCUUAGCGAGCGUCUCGCGAAUCGAACAAGCUAUCAAGUGCUCGUCUACGACAUCACACGAGUGGGUGUGCGCGGCAAGCGUGAGCCCAGCUAUAAGCUGUUGGACAACAAAUUGGUGCAUUUGAAUAGUACCGAUACAGUGAGUCUCGACGUACAGCGUGCGGUGGAUCGGUGGUUGGCGACACCGAAAAAGAAUUACGGGCUGCUGAUCGAAGUGCGAACGUUGCGUACACUCAAACCGGCGCCACAUCAACAUGUACGACUGCGACGCAGUGUCGACGAGCCGCACGAUAGUUGGCAACAUAAACAACCAGUGCUCUACGCGUACACCGACGAUGGCAAACAUCGUAUGCGUUCGGCGCGUGAUGCAACAACCAGCUCGUCGCGUUCAAAGCGUGCCGGUCAUCAUCGACGGGCGCAUCGUAGGAAAAAUAGUGAUGAGAUAUGUCGACGACAUUCGCUGUAUGUGGAUUUUGCGGAUGUCGGCUGGAGUGAUUGGAUUGUGGCACCGCCGGGCUAUGAUGCGUUCUACUGUCAGGGCAAAUGUCCGUUUCCGCUGGCCGAACAUUUGAAUUCGACAAAUCAUGCGGUCGUGCAAACCUUAGUCAAUAAUCUCAAUCCGGGAAAGGUACCAAAGGCCUGCUGUGUGCCAACACAGUUGGAGGGCAUAUCGAUGCUCUAUUUGAAUGAUCAGAAUACCGUUGUGCUUAAGAACUAUCAGGAUAUGACGGUGGUCGGCUGUGGGUGUCGGUAAUAAGGCGCUAAUGUGAAAGCAACAAAGCAAGAAAACAACAAGUUAACAAAACAGCAAUAACAGUAAAAGAAAAUACAAUGCUCGAAACGACGAAGAAGGCAACAGAAAAGCAACCAGACGGAUAACUGUUGAUAUUCGCUAAAAACGAAAUCACAAACGAAUGCAAAAUAAACCAGAAGCCAAACCAAUGUCGUCGAUAGCGUAUUACGAAUACAUCGACCAAAAAAAGAUGUGUCCGAAAACGACCAGUGUAUGUGUGUGGGUGCGUGUUCGUGUUCGUGUGCGUCGAGUCAUACGCCGACUGACAGCUAAAAGAGAAAACGAGACAACGCCAACGUGUAUAUGAAUUGGUAGACGUCAAUUCGUUAAUAGCACGACGUGUGUGUAAAUGGAACGAGUGCGUGAGAGAGCGAGAGCGCAAAAGUAGUUGACGAUUAGCCGCUAUGCUCUUACCAAAGGACGAAAGGUCAGAGUUCACGCAAGCAGCGGAUAGCACAUCGCUCAUUUUCUGUCUUUCUCUCUCUCUCUCUUGCACAAACACGAGCGCACACGCAUCGGGAGCGCAGACGCGAGAGCAUUAAAUGCUGGGUUUCAAGCCGCUUCACGCUUUAAUAAGUUUAAAUUUUAUUAAACGAAAUGCAAACAAAAUGGACUGAAUAUAUGAAUUUUAAGUAUACAUUUUAGACUUUAUUUCUUAAAAUAGAGCAAGUUAAUAAGUGAAACAUUAGCAAAGCACAGCGCAAGGCUGAAGAAGUUAACAGACAGUUGCAAGCGCGCGCAACACCAAAACGAUUGUCACAAUUGACAGCCAGGCUGCCAAGACGUUCGACAGUUCGGUUAGAGAGAGCGCGCGCGCACUCAGCGCCGCAGAGCAGCAGACACUUCGUGAUCGCACAAAUAGCACGGCAGGGACGACGCGCUGCGCGUGAAAGCCAGAAGAAUUUGUGAAAAAACAACGUAAGGCAGCGCGCGCAGGAGUUAGAAAAUGAGCGCAUGCAUUUAUGUACUCAAAAACAUAUUGUAUACAUAUAAACAUUGUAUAUGGUGUAGUAUAUGCCAUGCCUGAAACACUUGCAUCACCGCCACCAACGCGCGCCCUACGUAGCAUCAACGCCGCCACCGCCGCCGCAUCACUACAGCUAUUUCCACGGCGCUGCUGGGCACUUAAUGCCAGCCGCUUACUACGCAACGUAGCGCGUUGCCAACUAUUAUGUACUUUGUUGGCGUAAAUGUCCGAAAACAAGCUCUGCGCAGACGCAACUGAGCUAGCUAGCUGAGGUGUAAAGAACCAUUUGUACAGUAGUGUUAGAAAAAAGCAAAAUAUUUUUAUUAUUAAUUUUAAAUAAAUUAAUUAAAAUUAAUAAAUGUCUUGUUAAUAGUUUUUAUUUUUUAAAAAUGUACCAUGUAAUAUGUGUAAAGCGCAAAAAUAGCAUUUGUUUUAUAUAUUUUUAUUAUUAUUAUUUUUUUUUCGUUUUUUCUUUGUUUUACAAUCGAAUUGUGUCAUUCGUAGUCACUGUAGCUGAUGUACAGUUGAAUAGGCGAGUCAGAAGCGAAGAUGUGAAUAAAUUAUUCAAAUUGAUAUUGGGAAAAAGUGCUUUUAUUAAACAAAAUUCCAUAGAAAAUUAUACGACUUGCGCUUUCUUUCGAACGAAGAGAGCACGCAAGUGCAUAACGCCAAGCAACGCUCUUUGUAUAUACAUAUAUACAUUAUAUAUAUAUAUGUUUGUAUGAAAAUUCUAAUUGAUUAAAGUUUAUGUAGAAAACAAAGCACAACAAGAGCAACAACAACAACUUUAUGUUGUGGCGGCUGCCGCACGGCGUGGCACGCGGUCAGUUGCCCGCUGUAGCCGCUCACCGUUUGGCAUCGUAGGCCUCGAUUAUAAUGCAUUACUGACCUAUACUACUUAUUAUUACAUACUUAUGUUAAUGUAUAUGUAUAUUAUUUUUAAAUUUAAGUUUUUUAGCAGUUUUUUUGUAAUUUUAUUCAAAUUGUUUGUGCAGUUGUGUGACGAAUAUGUUGAUACUAUUUUUAAAUGAAAAAUUAUGCAUAACUAUUUUGUAAAGUGUUUUUUCUACUAUCGAUUUAUAUACUAUAUAUAUGUAUGUAUGUAUAUAUACAUAUUAUGUAUGCAUAAGUGUAUGUGUAUGUUUUCCUAAACAAUUUUGCAAUCAUAAAACAAGUUAUUAUACUAUAAAUAUAUAUAAAUUUUAUUAUAUAUAAAUAUAUAGAAUUUUUGUUUCAAGUAUACUAUAUAAACUACGAUAAAUAUAUAUAUAUAUGUGUAUGUAUGUAGUAGCUUUUAACAAUAAUUAUUUUUAAGUGGAAAAAAUACUGAAAAUUAUGAUGAAAUGUUAUAAACAACACUCACACACACUUACACACACACAAAGCAACAUAAAUAAACAAACACACAUUUUUAUUUAUUUAUAAAUAUAUUUGAGAACAAAAAGAAAACGCAACGAAAGAAAGAAAAAAAUAUAAAACAAAAUUUUUUAUACAAAAAAUAAA
Molecule: messenger RNA, 4970 nt
Organism: Bactrocera dorsalis (oriental fruit fly)
Lineage: Eukaryota; Metazoa; Arthropoda; Insecta; Diptera; Tephritidae
Gene: dpp
Product: protein decapentaplegic
Exons: 2
Coding region: 146-2461 (771 amino acids)
Biological process (GO): BMP signaling pathway; SMAD protein signal transduction
Cellular component (GO): extracellular region
Molecular function (GO): growth factor activity; cytokine activity
Source: RefSeq, a predicted model, not a curated record